Messenger RNA from Mercenaria mercenaria, 435 nucleotides. RefSeq lists its product as uncharacterized. The coding region runs from base 70 to 435 and encodes 121 amino acids. The record is from RefSeq and is a predicted model, not a curated record. The transcript is spliced from 2 exons. NCBI's taxonomy places the organism in Eukaryota, Metazoa, Mollusca, Bivalvia, Venerida, Veneridae.
GCCUUCAAUAUCAGUGACGUCAUACAUGGUUGCCGUUUCAAAGACCUUCAUGACACUAGCAAACCAAGCAUGAAGGCAACCUAUGACCUCGUGAUGGAACAUUGUUCACCCCAUAUUGGAUGUAGGAAGGAAUGUUUGCCUGUUGCUAGGCGGCUGAAACAGACUUCAUGCUACAGAAAAGGUACUGUAGAUGAGUGGGCUCGAUUGAAUAUAGAGAAGGAAUCGCCAGAUGUACUUAAAAUGAUGAAGUUUUACGCUGCACUCGAUUCAUGCGAUAGAGAACUUGUUCUAGAAGAAAAUGCGUCGGGUCCAGAAAAAUGUCCAUCGGUGAUUAAAGUUGAAGCUGGUAAUAUCAACGGAUCUGGUGUUCGAGUUGCCAACAUUCCAUUAGUCAUUUUUGUUGUAUGCUCUUUGCUAUGGUUUAAGCGGUUGUAG